AUGCAAAUGCGCUUCUUGCUGAUUGCGUUCAUGGCUGCCUCUGUGUGCGAGUCCUUCACGACCAGAACGACAUCGAAUUGGCACAGCGUCACCAGACGGAGAUGUUUAGAAGGAGGGUAUCGAGACCUAAUGGCCAGGAGUGCUAGAGAGCAAGAUGAAGAGGAUGAACCUCCAAGAUUGGUGGAAAUCGAUGCUGCCAAAAGAAAAAGCAGUGACAACGUUGGUGGAUAUGAUCCAGGAGAAGCGCUGAGGCAAGAAGAGGUCAAUGUUGGUGAUCCACAGAUCAAGGUUAUUGAAAAGGAGAGAAGUGUAACGUCCAUUCUGAAGGAAUUGGCAGCCAUUCAACAACAAGGCCCUCAAAAGUAUUGUAUUCUGGGCACCCGACACUGCUCGUUCCUGCACCAACAAAUCAUUGAACUUCUAGCCUACGCCUUGGUGCUGUCGGGGAAUCAUGUUUACACUUCGGGUGCAGGUGGCACACAUGCCGCCACCAUUAGGGGGGCCUUGCGGGCGGAAAGAUCCGACUUGCUAACAGUUAUUCUACCUCAAUCAAUGGGAAAGCAGACCAAAGAAUCGCAAGAGUUGCUGGAAAAGGUAGAAGACGUCAUUACCAUGCCCCAAAAUGAUGAUAUGUCAUUGGAUAUUGCAAGUCGAAUCUGCAACUCCUACCUCCUCAGUCAGACCGACCAACUGAUUAGCUUUGCGUUCCAUGAAAGCAAUACUGUCAUUGAAGCAACGAAAGAGGCCAAGAAACUGGACAUGUUGGUGACGAUGCUUUAUCUGGACUAG
This is a messenger RNA of Seminavis robusta, 789 nucleotides long. The record is from the annotation of a GenBank genome assembly. NCBI's taxonomy places the organism in Eukaryota, Bacillariophyta, Bacillariophyceae, Naviculales, Naviculaceae.